AUGGUCAAAUUCGCAACCAUUCAAAAUCAAACCCGUGAUGGUAGACUUGUCAUGGUCAAUCGUGAAGGUACUCGCUUCGAAUAUGUUCCACAAGAGAUUUGUACCACCUUGCAACAAUUAAUGGAUUCAUGGGAUGAAUUGUAUCCCCGUAUUGAAAAAUUAUAUUCUGAAUUGUUGAAAGAUCCUCAUCAUUUAUUUAAACAUGAAAUUAUCCCUGAACAAACACAAUUCAUGGCACCACUCCCUCGUGCCUAUGAAUGGAUUGAUGGUAGUGCCUAUAUCAAUCAUAUUGUGUUGGUGAGAAAGGCUCGUAAUGCUCCACUUCCAGAAACGCUCCGCACAGAUCCAUUAGUCUAUCAGGGUGGAAGUGGUACUUUUUUGGGUCCUCAUUCUCAAAUUGAACACUUCUCUGAAGAGUAUGGCAUUGAUUUUGAAGGUGAAGUCGCAGUAAUCACUAGCGAUGUUCCAAUGGGAACUCGAAAAGAAGAUGCCCACAAAUACAUCAAAUUAGUCAUGAUUUGUAAUGAUGUGUCAUUGAGAAAUCUCAUUCCAAAAGAAUUGGAGAAACAAUUUGGAUUCUUUGUGAGUAAGCCUUCGACUUCAUUCUCACCUUUUGCAGUCACUUUGGAUGAAUUACAAAAAGAUGAUUUAUGGAAAGAUGGUCGUUGUUAUGGAGAUUUAAUUUCUCAUUUAAAUGGAAAGUUAUUUGGAAAUCCAAAUGCAGGUCCUGAAAUGUUCUUUUCCUUUUAUGAUUUAAUUCAACACGUGACUCAAACACGUGCACUCACUGCUGGUACAAUUAUUGGAUCUGGUACAGUGAGUAAUGAAGAUCAAUCACGUGGAUCAUCAUGUAUUGCUGAAAAGAGAAUGAUUGAAAAAAUUGAGAGUGGAGAAUUCAAAACACCAUUCAUGAAAUUUGGAGAUGAAAUUGAAUUGGAAAUGUUUGACAAACAAGGAGUAUCUAUUUUUGGUAAAAUCAAACAAAAAGUAGUUCAAAAGCAAAAAUAA
Molecule: messenger RNA, 1008 nt
Organism: Naegleria fowleri
Lineage: Eukaryota; Heterolobosea; Eutetramitea; Acrasida; Naegleriidae
Exons: 1
Coding region: 1-1008 (335 amino acids)
Molecular function (GO): catalytic activity
Source: RefSeq, a predicted model, not a curated record